Nipponia nippon (crested ibis) is the source of this 720-nucleotide messenger RNA. Lineage: Eukaryota; Metazoa; Chordata; Aves; Pelecaniformes; Threskiornithidae. The record is from RefSeq and is a predicted model, not a curated record.
AUGAGGGGAAAUGAGCCCAAAAAGAAGGGAAAAACCCAGAAUGAGGGGGGAAAGAGCCCGAAACAAGGGGAAAAACCCGAAAUGAGGGGGAAAACCCAAAAUGAGGGGGAAAGAGCCCAAAACGAGGGGGAAACAAUGAGGCGGAGCACCGGCGUUGGGAGGCGGGAAGGCGGCCGCCGCGCCUCAUCGCUGAGGGCAUCGCGGCGCAAAGCGAAGCGUGGGGUGCUCUACCCCUACGGGCCGGCGGUUGGGGACGAGGCCACCCCCCAUGAAGACGACGGGAUGAGCCCCGAGAUCCCCCUCCGGGAGACCUUCUCCUUCUACGGCCAACCCCACCACUCCCUCUACGUGGGUCCCGGGCCCCACGGCACGGAGGGGCAGGGGGUGCUGUGGGUGAACAACAACGGAGUGGUGUCAUUUGGGACGGGGGUCCCCGAGUUCACCCCCCAACCCUUCCCGCUGCCCGGCCACCGCCCCUUCGUGGCCCCAUACUGGGCCGACGUGGACACCAGACUGGGAGGAGAUGUCUUCUACCGGCAGAGCCAGGAGCCGGAGCUGCUGGCCCGCCUGGCUCGUGACCUGGCCAUCGCUGUCACCCCCCCUGACCCCGCCCCUCAGCCCACCUGGGCCUUCGUGGCCACCUGGCAUCGCGUGAUCCAGGUCCACGGUGACAUCAUGGCCGAUGUCCCCAUGUCCCUCAGGCACCCAGCUCCAUGGUGA